UGGAGAGAAGGGGCCAGAGAGAAGAGCAGGUUUCUUUCUUUCCCUCGAGAAAGUAGAGAAGGUUUGUGGCGUUGGGGCGCGCUCGGGUCGGCGGCCGAUCAGAGGAGGGUGGACGACGGCGCGGCGCGAUCGUCGCGGCCGAUUAUCAUCGCGCUCUGGCGAUGGUGGCGGUCGUCGCCGUGGCGGCUUUUCGGCGGACGGGAGACGCGGCGCGGAUCCGAGUCGGGAUGAGCGCGAAAGCCGAGAAAAGUCGGGGCACUGGGCAGUGGUGGCAUCGGGCAGACCGACGACCCGGUGCGCCUCUACCGACGCGGCGACGCACUGCGCCGACGUCGCGACGACGACGACGUCGUCGCCUAGGCGACCGAGCGAGGCCCCCCUCGCCCCUCUCCUCCCCGCUCGCCGAGCAACGAGGGGAGGGGAGGGCGGGAUCGAUCAAUCGAACGCGCGCCGCGAGAGCACGAGAUAUCGAGAUGUCGAGAGGGAGGAAAAAGAACUAAGGCGCGUUUUUUUCCCCUUCCUUUUCUUUUUGCCGUCGUGGAAUUAUAGAGGAGCUCUCUUUCUCUCUCUCUCUUUUGCGAGAUUUAACUGAUUUUUUUUUUGGCCAAGAGUGUUUCAACGUGAGAAUACGUUAAUUCAUUGGACACUGUUCGAGUUGGAGCAGUUCUUUUUAUUUUUCUUCGGUGCUCUUUCUGCAGAGUUUUAAUUUUGAAAGGAAAAUUUGUUUAUCGAAGUUUGUACGAAGUGAAUCGAUUCGAGUAUGUUAGAAAGUUUUCGGUGUGAAUUUAGUUGCUUCGACUCUGUUCAAUUUUAAUAGAUGUUCGAUAAUCGAUCGACCUGUCAUCGAUUGAUUUUAACCGCGAAGGUUAUACGAACGAGAUGGUGAAAAAUGCUAUCAAGGUUUACGCGAGAUUGAAACCGGAAAAGGAUAAGAAAAACAUAUUGGAUUACGAGAUCUUGUACCGUCCCAGGAAGAAUCUGGAGGAAGAUUUCUUGAUUCUCGUCUCCCCCAUACAAAAAUGCAAGGAUUACCUUGACAAUCGGCCCGAAUCGUGGAAUUUCUCUUUUUAUCGAAUAUUCGAGGAAUCCUCCACGCAAGACGAGAUCUUCGAAAAUGUGGCACGACCGGUAAUAGAAAGAGCCCUGGAUGGUUACAACGGAACCAUUUUCGCCUACGGCCAGACGGCCAGCGGGAAAACCCACACGAUUACCGGCAGCCUGGAGAACGAUGGCCGCGGUAUCAUACCGAGAAGCUUGCAAUUCCUGUUCGACGCGAUAGGAAAGAGGCCGGAAAACGUGUACUCCAUCGAGGUGGCUUAUCUGGAGAUUUACAACGAGACCGGGUACGACCUGCUGGAUCGGAGGCAGCCACGAGAGUUCUCCGUUACGAGAUUGGAAGAUUUACCACGUAUCAGCAUCAGAGAGGACGAGGUUGGAAGAUUGCAUUUGAAGAAUUUGACGUUCUACUGUGUCAAGAAUAUAGAGGAUGCGCUUGAGCUGCUUUUGCUAGGAGAUAAUAACAGGGUCACUGCCGAGACACCGAUGAAUCCUCAGUCAUCGAGAUCUCAUUGCAUCUUUACCAUAGUAGUUUCCACCAAACAGUUCGGCGCUGAACAAUACAAGAGAGCGAAAGUGCAUCUUGUCGAUUUAGCAGGGUCCGAGCGCGUCUACAAAUGCUCGAUAACCGGCACCAUUCUGACCGAAGCGAAGCACAUUAACCUGAGCCUACAUUACCUGGAACAAGUCAUAGUGUGUCUGGGUCAGGAGAGCAUGGGUCACAUACCUUACAGGAAUUCCUUAUUAACAUCGAUCUUGAGAGACAGUUUAGGAGGAAAUUGCAUAACCGCCAUGUUAGCGACUCUAAAUAUCACGUCUUUUAAUUUGGAGGAAACGGUGUCCACUUGCAGAUUCGCUCAAAGGGUGGCUUUGAUAAAGAAUUACUUGAAACUAAAUUUGGAGACGGAUAUUAACAGCGAGAACGCAUUAUUGAGAGCGGAGAACGAAAGACUUAAGCAACAAAUCAAAGCUCUGACAAUGCAAACAAAUGAAGAACUUACCGCCGACGACAAAAGGCAUCUGGAUCGUAAGAUAAGAGAUUUCUUAGAAUCGGACGAACGAAUCUGUUGGGACUAUAAUCCGAAGAAAGUGCAGUAUUGUUUCGAAAGUUUUAAACAAGCUUUCGAGCUUGGCAAAGAUCCUAAAUGUUACUUCAAAAAAUUGGAAUAUUACAAAGAUCUGGUCGUCCAAAGGGACAAGGAAAUUUCUUUGCUGAUCGACAAGUUGAAAGACAAAGAACGAUCCACGUUGGAUACCAGUGGCAAUGAUUUUUCGAUCGAUAAAAUCAAAAAUAAUAAGAAGACAGAGCAGAGUACGACGGAUAAUUGUAUUCGAAACGAUAAAAAUGAAACGAUUUUACGAAAUGAUUUGGCAUUAAACGAUCAAAAUGACAAACGAGAAAGCUUAGUACAAAAUUCGUCGAACAUCAGCGUUCCUUCGAAGAAAUUGAAACGAAGAUUUCAAAAAACCGUCAAUCGAAUCAAAACUAACGAAAAUAUCUCCGCUCGAGAUUCGCCGUUCCGAAGUAAAUCGACGACACAGUUUAACGCAGUGAUGCCGGAAUUGUUGCCUUGCAAUAUCGUCAACUUGAAUUUAGACGAUCUGAUCGAGAAUAAGAAUCGACCGAUCGAACGAAAAACGAGCGAAACCAACGAUGAUGAAACGAAUCAAUCGUCUUCACGAUUGAUAAUAUCCGAAAAGCCGCGGAAAAAUGUUAGGAAUAAACGUAACACGGAGUCGAGAACGAAACAGCAGAAUAACGACGACAGUUCUGUUGAAUUGUCGAGUGGUAAAGGAAGAAUUGUAAUCGAGAAGGAUUCAUCCGUGGAAACGGAUUAUUCGACCCCCGUGUACGAGAAGUUCUUAAGCUUCAAUUCUUCCUCCUCGAACGGUGUAAACACGCCAAAAAGUUCGAUUUUUGAGAAAGAUGUGAAGACCAAAGCGGAACGUUUCGAUCAAAAGUCUGAUUUAGGGGAGGAGAGCAACAAAUACUUUGACGAUUCGUUGCCUUUGACGGGGGAUCCAGAGAUCGACGAAGAAAUAAUAGCUUUCUAUAAAGCGAAACGAUCUGGAGGUAUUUAUUGAUCGAUUCGUGUACUUCAUACAUAUAUAAAUAUUUUUCAUUCGUUUUUCUUAAUUUCACGUUAAGAUUACGAUUCUUGAUGAUCCUGAUAACUGAUUAUAGAUUUCUUCGUAACAUUUGUAAACACAUGU
Messenger RNA from Apis mellifera (honey bee), 3270 nucleotides. RefSeq names its product kinesin 9. Gene Ontology annotation, biological process: microtubule-based movement. Gene Ontology annotation, cellular component: kinesin complex; microtubule. The coding region runs from base 880 to 3141 and encodes 753 amino acids. The record is from RefSeq and is a predicted model, not a curated record. NCBI's taxonomy places the organism in Eukaryota, Metazoa, Arthropoda, Insecta, Hymenoptera, Apidae. Gene Ontology annotation, molecular function: ATP binding; microtubule motor activity; ATP hydrolysis activity. The transcript is spliced from 13 exons.